CGAACUUCCAGAGGCACCGUUACAGGACCCCGAACUCAUCUCUAUCCCAGAGAGGUGUGACGUUGUGUUCAACCUCCUGAAAAAAAUGGAGCGUUCAGAACAAAAACAGCAUCGACGCGUCCAUUGCCAACCAGGCUUUCGGUGGGAAAGCUGCCAUCUCUUGGCCACGGGCUUUCUUCCCUUUCAUGGAGAGCAUGGCCAUGUACCUACGAGAUUACAGCAAGCUCCGAAAAGCCUGGAAGAACUACUCCGACUUGAAGGCCAAGGGGCCAUUGAAGAAUGACGACCUUCAAGCUUGUAUUAGCCAGUACUAUGCUGCGUACAGCCCCAUCCGGGAACUCGCACAAUCGUGGGGCAUGGACUUCGUCGUCCUCUGUGACCUGCUACAUUCCGCUCCCGACGGAAACGUUGCUUGGGACGGCCCUUACUGCGGUGCCUUCUUCUCGACCGACACCCAGAAAGACAAGCCUUUUGUCGGAGUGGCGUUCAAGGGCACCAAUCCCCUGAACCUGCGCGACAUCGAAGUGGACUACAACUAUCAGCUCACGGAUUCCGGGAGAUACCUCGGCGGCACGCGCGUGUCUCUCGGCGUCUUCACUGCUCUUUUCGACAGGUUCGAGAGCAUCGAAGAGACUGCCUACGACUUUAUCACGGGGGCGCUCGGAGAUUGUGUGAUGAAAAUGGCUAAAGCGCCCGGCAGCGCUGUCAGGGCUCAUGUCACGGGUCACUCACUUGGGGGCUCGUACUCGUCCUUCUAUUACACCCAGCAACUGCAAGAUCGUGGGAUACCGGGCGUGCAGAUGGUUAUGGGAGACGAGUACACGUUCGGUGCUCCUCGCGUCGGAGGCCAGUCGUGGGCAACUCACAACAACAAUGUUGUCUCCGAGUCGGAGGGGCAAUCCUGGAGGGUCGUGAACAGCCAGGACCUGGUGCCGCAGGUUCCGCCGACGAGCUUAAGACCAACAGAGCUGGAGUUCUGCCAUAUCGACAACGGUCGGAAGAUAUUUGGAAACCAGCUUCCGGAGCCUAUCAAAAGCGAGAUUGGGGGGGGGCCACCGCCGGUUGUCAACUUUAAAAACCCGUCUGCGCUCGUUCGGGCCGUCUACGGUUCAACAUACCACCUACCGUGGUCUUACUAUAAAGCAAUGCUUUACGCCAUCGACAACACAAAGUAACUACCGUGUCACGGCUACGAGGCGGUUCUACGUCCGGCUGAAUGCCCGCGGCUUGCACCAGCCCACCAGGGCGCCUUCAUCGUGAGGAGGCGGAGGCCGAUAUGUAGCCAGUAACCCAGAGAUACUGGAGAUGA
Colletotrichum navitas is the source of this 1309-nucleotide messenger RNA. RefSeq lists its product as uncharacterized. The coding region runs from base 186 to 1175 and encodes 329 amino acids. Gene Ontology annotation, biological process: lipid metabolic process. The transcript has 2 exons. The record is from RefSeq and is a predicted model, not a curated record. Gene Ontology annotation, molecular function: triacylglycerol lipase activity. NCBI's taxonomy places the organism in Eukaryota, Fungi, Ascomycota, Sordariomycetes, Glomerellales, Glomerellaceae.